UGUCGUGUGGUCUGUCAAACUCCACGCUUUUACUAACUUUUCGUCGGUUGUCAUGUUUCAGAUCAAAGCUUUUGGUAUUAAGAGGUGUAAGUCAAGAUGCUACAAGUUCCCCAUUCAGACCACCUCAGUUACCCCAUAAUGUUGAUCCUUUUCCUAUUUUUAUGGAGAAAGAAGUACAGUCUAUCCUUAACACCAUCACUGGAAUUAAUCUGAAGAGAACGGCAGAAUUACAACCUGCCUUAGAACCAAAUAAACCUGUGUUCAAAGUCGUCCCAGACAAAGAGCUCAGAAGAUUACAAGCAGAGGCUUUCAAAAAAGAAAGAAUUAAAAUCGAACAGAGGCCGCCAUUUAUGAAUCCUCGGAAAGAAAUCGAUGUUGAGCUGGCCAGGAAUCCAGAGAUUGCUCCUGUGAUGACUCAUAAUUUACUGUUUAUAGAUACCUCAGCCUACACACGAUCAGAAAAAUUAAAUAAGGACAAGUUAAUAGUAGUGAGGGACACUGAAGGGACUCUCAGGGAGGCCAGGCAUGGGGAGAGAGAGAGGGCCAUUCAGAUUGCUUUUCCAGCUGAGGGCAGGACAAUGUUUCCAUCAAAUUUCUUCAAACCAGAAAGCAUAGAGAAUGCUUUAAAGAACUGCCGCUACAGCUACAUACUGGACAGACUUUGUUUACAGUAUGAGCCGGAUGAUCCGGAGUUCAUACGAAUGACAAGACAGAUUUACAACCACAUCUUGGAGAAUGAGGAGUUUGAUUCUCUCCGUGGAACCCGGCACUUUGGAUCCCUGGCAUUCUAUCUGGCUCUGUGUAGAAGAGAAGAACCUCUGAUGCUGGACAUGCUACAAAGAUACCUUGUCCUGGAUGCGUGUGAUUACCUAAGUCUGCUAGAUAAGCUACACAUGCCUCGGCAAUACAAACGUCCUGAUUAUAAACUGGAUAACGUUAAGAAAAUUUUGGAGAAAUAUGUCAGUAAAAGAUCAAGAAAAACGACAGAGGUAAAUAAGCUUAAAGAGGCCAUGAACAACGUAAGGAGCAGGGGCCUGGCAAAGGUGAUAGAGGACAACCAAUCAGAACGGGCCCUUCUGGAGAACUAUCUUAACGAGUGACCAGGUUCUGACAAGUGUAGUGCAUUGUUUGUUCUAAUAUUAAAUGAUUAAUACACUCUCA
Molecule: messenger RNA, 1161 nt
Organism: Saccostrea echinata
Lineage: Eukaryota; Metazoa; Mollusca; Bivalvia; Ostreida; Ostreidae
Product: small ribosomal subunit protein mS22-like
Exons: 8
Coding region: 162-1100 (312 amino acids)
Cellular component (GO): mitochondrial small ribosomal subunit
Molecular function (GO): structural constituent of ribosome
Source: RefSeq, a predicted model, not a curated record